Messenger RNA from Oryzias latipes (Japanese medaka), 1771 nucleotides. RefSeq names its product claudin-4-like. Gene Ontology annotation, molecular function: structural molecule activity. The record is from RefSeq and is a predicted model, not a curated record. Lineage: Eukaryota; Metazoa; Chordata; Actinopteri; Beloniformes; Adrianichthyidae. Gene Ontology annotation, cellular component: membrane; bicellular tight junction.
UUAGCAAACCAUAAACACUGAAUAAGCAGGAGUCUUCUUUCUGAGCCAAUCAAGUAAGCGCAAUUUUUCCCACAACAAACAGAAUUUCUCAGCAAACAAACCAUAUCAGGUGAGAUUUUUCCUGAACUGGACGGAUUGAGUUUUCUCCUUUCAUUGUGCUGUGGUAAACGAUUGGAUUAUUACUGUUUUGAAAGAGUGCUCAGCAAGUUUUGGACUCCCCAGAGGGGUUCUCUGAUACCUACAAAAAUGGUUCAAAGUGUGUCUGAGUUGGCUGCAAUGUGCGUUGGAGUUAUUGGGCUGAUCGGAGCGGCGGCCACGACCGGUUUGCCCAUGUGGAAGGUGACAGCUUUCAUCGGAGAGAAUAUCAUCGUGAUGGAGACCCGCUGGGAGGGACUGUGGAUGAACUGCUACCGCCAAGCAAACAUCCGGAUGCAGUGUAAGGUCUACGACUCCCUGCUUUACCUGCCCUCGGAGCUGCAGGCAGCCAGGGGCUUGAUGUGCUGCUCUGUGGCCUUGUCAAGUUUGGGGCUCUUGGUAGCUCUGUUAGGCAUGAGAUGCAUCUCUUGCCUUCAAAGCAACAGAUGGGCUAAAAACAUCAUCCUCCUGGUGGCAGGAGGCAUGCAGUUCAUGGCCUCGCUCUGUGUUUUUAUCCCAGUGUCUUGGACCGGUCAUGUCAUCAUUAGAGAUUUCUACAAUCCCUUGCUGAUUGAUGCUCAAAGAAGGGAGCUUGGAGAGGCUCUGUAUAUUGGUUGGGUGACCGGUGCCUGCCUUUUUGCCUCAUCGUUGUUAUUUCUCUGCCGUCGUGUCCCCAUGAAAAAAGACUCGUUUGAUAUUUAUCACCCUGUUAACUUAAUGAAACAUGAACCACCGCCAGCCAGCAUCAAUCCAUCGUCAAUGAUUUAUGAACCCAUCUCAAGCGUUCCAAGCCUGGAGCCAACAUACCAGCAUUUUGUGUCAAACAACGGUUCUAUCGGACAACAGUUUGCUGUCCCACUACAAAAUGCACCACAAGUAAUGGCCUCUCGUGGAUCCCUGGUCAACCCUUCUGUUAUCUAUACCCCUGCUCGACCUGAAAGUUUGCCCGUCUUCUAUCAAGGAAGCGUUGCUCAGCCUUCUCCGAUGCACAGUCUAAACCACAACGGAGGCAUGUUCACUCCUGCAAACUCUCUGGUAACGAGUCAAAAUGCCAAUCUGUAUUCUUCAAUUUACACUAGCAACGCCCCUUCGUCCUUCCAGUCCAGUUUUUAUCCCAGGUCGCAAACUCCUGUUUUCAUAACAUACAAGAAGUCGAUGGUUCUCCCGGAGUCCUACAAUGGGAGCAGCGCCGGACUAUACAUUUAAAGAUAAAAAGAUAAAAAAGUUUUUUUGUUUCUAUCUGUUAUUAAGAACAAUGAAGGCAUUUUCAGCUACCUUCAGCUAAAUUUGAUGUUUCUUCUUGACGGAGUCCCGUCAUGCUUUUCAGUUGUUUCCAGAGUGAAAAAAAAACAUGUUACCAGGAUAUAAUUACCACUGUAGAUUUAGUUUUAUGAUUCUAAUGAUUCUAAUGAUUUUAAUAAUUUUUUUAUUUCAAUUGUUUUAUGUUUUAAUGUUUUAAUGUGUUACUACUGUUUUAUCCAGAUUUUUGUUCAAUGUGUCUCCUGUAACUCUUUAUUUUUUCUUUCUCAAAAUGCAUUACCAUUUGCCAGGCCACAGUUGAAAAUCAGUUUUUUUUUCUUAUUCUGUCUUGCCUGGAUAAAUUCGGAUUAAAUAAAAAUAAAAAUAAUACACUAAA